GGCGCAGUGAAAAGGACCUGUUUUAACUUCCUCUACAUAUAUUUCUUUUUAUCGUAUUUUCAAGCACAGUUUUCACCAUGAACACUACUUUGUGGAUGGGAGAUGUUGAGCCGUUUUGGGAUGAAAAUUUUAUUAGGGGUGCGUUUUCACAUUCUGGUGAACAACCGACUGCAGUUAAACUAAUGAAGAAUAAACUGACUGGUGGUCAAGCACGGUAUUGUUUUGUCGACUUCAGAGAUUCAGCAGCAGCAGAACGAGUUAUGUCAAUUUGUAAUGGAAAGCCAGUGCCGAAUUCUACACCUCCCAGGAUGUUUAAACUCAACUUUGCAGUCUAUGGUAUGCAGGCUCCACCGAAAGCUGCUGGGGCUACAGGAGGACCAGCUGAUCCCAAAAGCUUUAACCGAAAAGAGUUUUCUCUUUUUGUUGGGGAGUUGAGCCCAGAAGUUGACGACUAUGCCCUCUAUAAUUUCUUCAGUCGACGUUACCCUUCUAUUAAAGGGGCUAAAGUUAUAAUGGAUAAUGCUGGGAUGUCCCGUGGAUUUGGUUUCGUCCGAUUUGGAAGCGAAGAGGAACAGCAAAGAGCCUUAAAUGAGAUGCAGAAUGCGUCGGGUCUCGGUGGACGUUCUCUGCGCGUCAGUAUUGCUACACCAAAAAAGCCUAAGGUUCCUGGACCAGGUGGCGAAGGCCCAGACCCAUGGAGUUCUGGUGUUGGCUCCUGGAACUCGGGUGGUGGUGGCGGCGGCGGUGGAAGCAACACCUGGAAUGCCGAAGGAAAUGGUAGCUCCUGGAAUUCUGGUGGUGGCCAGUAUGCCGGCAGUGGCGGAUCCCAAGGAGGUUGGGGCUCGCAACAAAAUACCUGGAAUAGCGGCCAGGGAAGCUGGGAAUCCGGCAGCAACAACUGGGGAGGUGGCAGCCAACAAGGUGGCAGUUGGAGUGGUAAUAGCACUCAGCCUAGUGGAUGGGGUAGUGGAGGUGGUCAACAGCCACAGCAGUCUGGAUGGAGCGGAAACCAGGAGAGUAGCUGGGGUGGUGGCAGCACUGGUGGCGGAGGAAGCCAGAGUGGUUGGGGUCAAGGCCAGGGUCAACAAUAUGGUCAGGGUUAUCAAGGAUACCAAUACUAAGUAUUUAAAUUUUAUGUUUGUGUUUGAUUAUCUACUAGAAUAGUAUUGACAAGUUUUGUUGUCUAAUCCCCCCCUCCUUCUCUGCACUGCUGUAUCAAUUUUAUAGUUGUGUAAAUGCAAUAACAAAUUAUGUAGACAAUUUUGUGAAUAUAUUCACUAUAAACUAUUAUUUUAUCUUCAACUACUUGUAAUAUAUUAUUUUACAGUGGGUUUAAAAAGAGAAUUUCUACAUCCUUCAACUAUUUCCUUUAAAGAUAGAAUUUUUGAGAGAAAUUUUUCAGAAACUUUUUUUGUAAAUGCUUUAGAAAAAUCAGGUGACCUUAUUUUUUUGAGAACAUGAGACAUUUGUUUCGCUUUGCACUUUCAGGCAUGUUUAAAAGAUAAUUUAAAAAAAAGAAAUGUUGCUGAUACAGCAGUGUCGGGGCUAGUUUAUUCAUAGUUGGGUUUGAAUUUCGUCCCUGUUGAACUUGAACAUGGAUGUGUAUUAUCUUUUAAUUGUUAGGAUUGUACAACAGUAACUACAGAUUCAAUAUGUAUAAGCUAUUUUGUUAAUUAUUUUCGUUGUGUAAUUUGUCAUUUUGGGGAAAUAUUAAAGUCUGUUUAGGUUCUAUUCAUUUUUGCGUGUUUAAAUUUCUCCCGUUUGAGUGAGAUUUGAAUGCAAUUUCAGAUGUUAAGAUAGCAUGGUUUUCUAUAUUCAUGCCCCUUUAAAGUUUUUUUAACCACUUUAGCUUUAACACUGUUGGCAGCAUUGUUGCUUGAUGGCAUGCGAUUAAGAAUUUUGCAAGUUUCAUGUAUUGUAUAUAACAUUCUGAGAUUUAGAUUUUAUGCAAUCGUCGACCAAUAUUUUGCCAAUUUUUCAAUUUGGGUUUGAAGCUUGUGUAAAUAGGAUUUUAAGGAAUUUCAACUUUUGAGUUUUUGUUGAGAAGUGCAUUUCAUCUUCAUUCCAUAUGCACUACUGUUGAGUUUGAAUUUAAACAAGUGUUUAUACAGAGUUUCUAUUUUGAAUACUGAAUACACAUUACGACUGUAAAACUUCAAACUUUGUUAUUUUUUCAAUUGUAUUUUGUGACUCUUUGAAGAUGCACAGCCCGCAAUUUUGAAUUUGAGAAUUUCUGCCAUCUUGCUACCUUUUAUUGCUGUGUUACAGGGGUUUUAUUUGCACUAACUUGGAAAGCCAACUUUUUAUUUUUUAUUCAGUCAAAUCUUGCUCCAUUUCUUGUGACACUAUUUUCUCAAUGUUUAGUGUUUUGUAAUUAUCUUUUUCGUCUUAAUAAAUAGUAAUUGGAAU
Molecule: messenger RNA, 2409 nt
Organism: Saccoglossus kowalevskii
Lineage: Eukaryota; Metazoa; Hemichordata; Enteropneusta; Harrimaniidae
Product: tRNA selenocysteine 1-associated protein 1-like
Molecular function (GO): RNA binding
Source: RefSeq, a predicted model, not a curated record